UAAGAAUAAAUUAAAGUUAGCCAGUAUAUUAUAUUGAGAUCCGGAGAGGUAGUUAGUUGUGAAGAAUAAGAAGUGAAGAAAAUCUCUUUGAGAGUUAUUAGGUUUUGUUUGAAUUCUGUCUGGGGGGUGAAGCUUUUGUUUUUUCUUCAUUUUGGUGGGUUCUGUUUAUGCUAUAUAUCUUGACUACACAUAUACUUGUUGUGUGGUUCAGCUGGUUUUGGACAUAUCCAGCUUUUGUUAAUUUGCUCCAAUUUCAGCACCAAAAUGAUCUCUCAAAAUGGACUCAGCUCUCUUCCUCCCACAACAGCAGCAACAACAAUCAGAGGGUUUCUUCAAGAACCAACUCCAAUUCCAAACCCUAACGCUAACCCUACUACUUCAAUCCCAGCCAAGCGAAAGAGAUUGCCAGGAACACCAGGCAAGCAUAUAUAUCCAGAUGCAGAUGUCAUCGCUUUAUCCCCAAAGUCACUCAUGGCGACUAACCGAUUCCUAUGUGAAGUCUGCAACAAGGGGUUCCAGAGGGACCAGAAUCUGCAGCUUCACAGAAGAGGGCACAAUCUUCCGUGGAAGCUGAAGCAAAGAACAAACAAAGAAGUGAAGAAGAAGGUCUAUAUAUGCCCUGAAAAGACUUGUGUCCACCACGAUCCGUCUAGAGCUCUUGGCGAUCUAACCGGAAUCAAGAAGCACUUCAGCAGGAAACACGGUGAGAAGAAGUGGAAGUGCGACAAGUGUUUGAAGAAAUACGCAGUUCAGUCUGACUGGAAGGCCCAUAGUAAGAUCUGCGGAACUAGAGAGUAUAGAUGUGACUGUGGCACAAUCUUCUCCAGGAAGGAUAGUUUUAUCACUCAUAGAGCCUUUUGUGAUGCUUUAGCGGAAGAAAGCUCGAGAUACACUACAAUUCAAGCAGCUGUGAAUCCAAAUUUGAAAAAUGAACAGUUGUUGAGUACUGAAACAAUCAAUUAUCCUCAAGCCAGUUCAAUCUCUCAGUUUUCCUCGGCUUUUCGGCCCGAUUUUUGUGGCUCGGAAUUGCAAUUAUGGCGUGACCAUGCAAAUUCAGUUGGGGUUGCAGGUCAUUCCAGUGGUUACUUGCCUGAAUUAGUUAGUCCAAUGUUCGGAUCCUCCUCCCAAAUGGAGUGGCUCAACAAGUACUCAUCAGAGGGGGCAAUGUUCACCGGAGCCAAUGAUGUUUCGGCUCCAGCAUUGGGACGACGAAUUACAAAGGUGGAGGAGCAAAAUAAGAAGAAUUUUCCAAUGAGUUAUUCGUAUUCCCAUAGUGACCAACAUCAAGGCCCAGCUCACAUGUCAGCCACUGCACUCUUGCAAAAAGCAGCUCAAAUGGGAUCCACAAUAAGCAAGACCACUACUACUAAUGGCUAUGGAUCACUCUCAAGCUUCAACUCUCACAACCAGCAAAACAAAAAUCAAGAACUAGUGCAUAAACUUUUCAAGCCAGCUAGCCAAGCAGAUCAUAGUAGGUCAAGAUCAAGUUCAUUUUUGGCCAAUUCGGUCAUGGGAAGGUCUAAUGAAGGUGAUGAGGGGAGUUUGACUAGAGAUUUUCUUGGCGUUGGAGGAGAAUCGAGCGGACCAUUUUUGCAAAACGAGCUAGCCAAGUUUGUUUCGCUGGGUUCGGCAGCUGCAAUGGACUUGAGCCGUUACACUGGACAAGACUCGUGAGUUCCAUACAAGGUAUGGUUAUUGGUUAGGUUAGAAUGAUUAGGUGAAAAAAUGGAAGGCUUUUUUUUUUUUAUUUUGUGACCGAGUUGCAUGCAACUGAGUCAACUCGGUGGAAAGGGCGAGGGAGGAUUAUUGAGUCAUGUGACUUGUGAGAGUCGAUGGUGGAGGCCCACUGCAUGGAAUUGGACGAGACAACAAAAGGUUGGCAGUCAGAUAAGGAUGAGGUGGGCCCCCCAUGCAUGUAGUUGUAAUUUAUGUAUAUUUUUUUUUAAUUUUCAGUUUUAUUAUCAACGUUAAAUUACUGUUGACUCUGACAGUUGUUGUCAGAGACUUUUCUCCUGUGACCCUCUCUGUUUUCCACCGUGGACGUCUGGGAGGAAGGAAAAUUUUUCUUAUUAAUUUUA
This is a messenger RNA of Tripterygium wilfordii, 2078 nucleotides long. Its product is annotated as zinc finger protein BALDIBIS. The transcript is spliced from 3 exons. Lineage: Eukaryota; Viridiplantae; Streptophyta; Magnoliopsida; Celastrales; Celastraceae. Bases 265 to 1674 code for a protein of 469 amino acids. Gene Ontology annotation, molecular function: DNA-binding transcription factor activity. The record is from RefSeq and is a predicted model, not a curated record. Gene Ontology annotation, cellular component: nucleus.